Messenger RNA from Salvia hispanica, 1892 nucleotides. Lineage: Eukaryota; Viridiplantae; Streptophyta; Magnoliopsida; Lamiales; Lamiaceae. The record is from RefSeq and is a predicted model, not a curated record.
UUUUGAUUCCAACACAACAGCAUUGGUCCACAGUGGUCAUCACCACUCAAUGAGAAAUUGACAUCAAAUCCACCAGCGCCGCCGCUUCAAUUCCACAGAUAUGCUAAAGCAGCUCCACGCUUUUGGAGUGGAGAAAAACAUCUGCUUCUCAAAUCGCAGCUUCCAACAGAACCAAACAAAUUCUCGAGCUCGCCAUUCAAAUCCCAGCACAAUUCCCAUGGCCCAGAAUUCUUCUUCGCCGCUUCCGCCGUUGAAAUUCGAAGCCAAACCCCCAAACCCCGUGUUUGAUCCUCACGGUUUAGACUCCAAUUUGCUGGAGAAAAUCGCGUAUGAUGCUCUGGUUUGGAGCUCUCUCCGUGGGUUGCUUGUUGGAGACAGGGCUUCGCAGAAAUCGGGAACUGUUCCGGGUGUGGGUCUAGUGCACGCACCUAUCUCCCUGUUGCCAAUGCCAUUUCAAGAAAGUCAUUAUAAACAAGCUUGUGAAGUAGCUCCCAUAUUCAACGAACUAGUUGACCGUGUCAGCUUAGACUCGAACUUCUUACAGGAAUCGCUUGCCAGGACGAAAAAGGCGGAUGCUUUUACAUCCAGGCUUCUAGAUAUUCAUGCCAAGAUGUUGGAUAUGAACAAGAAAGAGGAUAUACGCUUAGGACUACAUCGCUCUGACUAUAUGGUGGAUGAACACACUAAUUUACUUCUCCAAAUCGAGCUCAAUACAAUUUCUUCUUCAUUUGCGGGGUUGAGCUGUCUCGUUAGUGAUCUUCACAGGAGCUUGCUUCAUCAAUUCAAGCAACACCUUGCUUUGGAUCCAGAGAGGAUUCCCGAAAACGCUUCUGCUAAUCAGUUUGCGGAAGCAUUACAGAAAGCCUGGUCUGAAUAUAAUAACCCCAGGGCUGUGGUUAUGAUCGUGGUUCAAGCUGAAGAACGGAACAUGUACGAUCAACAUUGGCUUUUUACGCUCUUGAUGGAAAAAUAUCAAGUUAGAAGUAUUAGGAAAACCUUAGCAGAGAUCGAUGCACAAGGGGAGCUUCUGGCAGACGGAACUCUUGUUGUAGAUGGUGAAGUAGUUGCAGUGUCUUACUUUCGAGCUGGAUAUGCACCUACUGAUUAUCCUUCAGAAUCGGAAUGGAGUGCUAGGCUUUUGAUCGAGCAGUCGUGUGCAAUCAAAUGCCCUUCAAUCGCAUAUCACUUAGCCGGCACCAAGAAAAUUCAACAAGAGCUGGCGAAACCCAAUCAGCUCGAAAGAUUUCUUGAGAACAAGGACGACAUAGCCAAAGUACGCAAGUGCUUUGCCGGAUUAUGGAAUUUGGAAGAUUCGAGCAUUGUCAAGGAUGCAAUUGAGAGGCCAGGACUAUAUGUCAUGAAGCCCCAGAGAGAAGGAGGAGGGAACAAUAUUUAUGGAGACGAUGUAAGGGUAGCACUGCAAGAAAUGCAUAAGAAAGGCACAGAAGAAGAUGCGGCUUACAUUCUUAUGCAGAGGAUUUUCCCAGCUACUUCGCCCGCGAUUCUAAUGCGCGAAGGCAUCUCUCAUAAAGAGCAAGUUCUAUCAGAACUCGGGGUAUAUGGAACCUAUUUAAGGAACAAGGAGAAGGUGAUCAUGAAUAACCAUUCUGGUUACCUGAUGCGAACAAAGGUGUCGUCUUCAAACGAAGGUGGGGUUGCUGCAGGUUUUGCUGUUUUAGAUAGCAUAUAUUUGGUGUGACUGUUGGAUUUUGGUGGCUAUGCUACUUUAUAAUUGAGCAUUAAUUUCAUCAUGCCUUUCCUGAAGAAAAAAGCAAUUGUUGCAGUUCUUCUCGUUGAGUAGGAAAAACAAGAAUGUGUGGAUGAUGGAUAUGUCUCACUUGUUGAAUAUUUUUAAGUUGUUUACAAAUAAAGUUGAACUAUAUUAUUCUGCA